Molecule: messenger RNA, 336 nt
Organism: Drosophila serrata
Lineage: Eukaryota; Metazoa; Arthropoda; Insecta; Diptera; Drosophilidae
Source: RefSeq, a predicted model, not a curated record
AGCAUAAGGUAGCAGAUGCUUGAGCAUGGCCUGCUGCCCACCGCCCACCACCAUCAGCCAGGAGGAGUACCGCCAGGACCUGAUCCCAUACCUGAGCGGCACCAGCACCAGCACCAGCAGCAGCAGCAGCAGCAGCAGCAGCAGCAAGAGCGGCAGCUGGAGCGGCGCAGGAGCAGGCAGCAGCAGCAUCAACUGCUGCGUGAUCUGCCCAAAAUCAAGAUCGAGAUUGGGGCCCAGGAACAGGAGCAGGACCCAGAGCAACACCAGCAGCAGCAGCCCACCACCUCAGCUUCUGUUACUGUAGUUGUGUUCAAAACAAUGUUACCUGAUGACUGA